This is a messenger RNA of Cordyceps fumosorosea ARSEF 2679, 1539 nucleotides long. RefSeq lists its product as hypothetical. NCBI's taxonomy places the organism in Eukaryota, Fungi, Ascomycota, Sordariomycetes, Hypocreales, Cordycipitaceae. Bases 1 to 1539 code for a protein of 512 amino acids. The record is from RefSeq and is a predicted model, not a curated record. The transcript has 3 exons.
AUGGUUGGACCUCCGAAAGGAGAAGGCUCAAUGCCCUUACCGCACAUCAGCGGCUUCUCCGAGAAAUGGUGGUUCUCGCACAAGCUCCCGGCCGAGAGGGAACACCUCAUGUCCAAAAUGCUCGGCAACAAGCGAUACCAAAAGGGCAACCGGGCCGCACGUUCCUACGCCAACCUCGUGGUGCUCUUCCGAAUGAUGCUCUUCUACAAGCCGCUCCGGCACCACGCCAAUGAGGCCUUCGUCCGCGGCAUCGCCGACUUUUACGCCGACGCGCGCUACGCUGCCCUCGGCGCGAGCGAACAGCGAAUCUGCCUGCUUGUGCGCCUCGUCGACGAGUGGCUGCUGAUCCGCCCGCUGCCCGAGAUUGGGUACACGGAGGAAGUCGAGCUAACCGAGAUCCAGGCCACUCGCUCGGCAUGGUUCAAGGUCCGCGACUACCACGUCGACGUGCUCAUGAACUCGAGCCUCCCGGCCUGCCUCGCGGGUGUCGAGCUGCCCGCCAAGGCUGUGACCUCUCUCUGGGAAGUCGACCCAGAAUUGGUUGCAAUAAUGAAGGAAGUGAGGAUGACUCGCAAGCCCAAAAGGUCUACCAACCGGGUCGGCGGCGGGUCUAAGCUGCCUGUCAUCCAGGCCCAGCUUCCGGCUGGCCCCAAACUGCCGGCAGAGCCGAGGCAAAAGGCCUCCUCCUUGUCUGAAGGAGAUAUCGACGAGCGGGAGUCUGCGCUCACAAGCAACGUUUCCACCUUUGACGCGCGCUGCUUCACGCCGAUUAUGAGUGUCAUCCAGGCCGGAUUACCGUGGCACCCUUCGGCGGACCAAGCGCGCAAGCGAAGCCAGACCGUCGACGGCGUCCUGGAGGACUACUACGCAGCUGAGAGCUCUAGCGCCUUUGAUUUGAUCGACUUGACAUCUCCCGUGCUGCCCAGUUCCCCGCCUGCCCGCGAGCCCAUCCCACCACCGCCGCCGCCGCUGCAGCAGCAGAACUUGCCCAAGCUCUCGCCGGUUCUCGUACAGUCCAAGCUUACUCAAUUCGCCAGUAAAAUCCCGGCCAACGACUCAUCCUCCACUAUCGCCUCCUCCGCCGUCGCCUCCUCCGCCGUCGCCUCCUCCGCCGUCGCUUCCUCCACCGUCACCACCACUGUCGGGGCCUGGGAGGAUCGUCGCCGGGACCUUAGCACGGAGUUGCAUCGCAUCGCAUGGCAGACACGCCGUUGGCAAGCCGAUAUGCGCGCGCGCGUCGAGGCGGAGACGACGGGAUGCGUUCCGACAGCGCUCCACGGGCCGGGGGUCGACGCCACCGGAGGUCACUUGGACGCUGCCGAGAGGGAGCUGUACGAGUCGCGACUGCGAGAGAUCGAGACACGCGUAGUAGCGCUGGAGACGGCGCACCGCGACGAGGUGGCCUGGUCGCGCGCGAUGGGACGGUUCUUGUAUGACGCCAACGACAGAUCUGUCAGGGCCCUGCAGGACGCGUUUUUGGCUAUUGAUACCCUACAGAGGGCGUCAUCGGCCUUGCUUGAUGAAGGGAAGAGGCGCUAG